ACAAAUCAUACCUAUGCAUUUUUUCCCCUUUUUGAACAAGUUUACAUUUUCAUCUCCACUCUCUGUCUUAGGUCGUCCUUUUUUAAAAUCAAUGCUGCUUUGGUUCCCUGUUCUUCAAUUGUUGAAAAACUUGAUCAUAUUGAUUUAAAUGAAAUAGUUUUUUUUUAUUCAUCACACACAAACGUACAUAUAUUAUAUUCGGGUUUCCUUUUUUGACUGUGCUUAUGGGUAGUCAAAUUUAUGAGCAUUAAUCAAUGUUUCAAUUGAAUGAUCUUUUAUGGAGCAUGUUUGGGAAUGGGCAUGGUCUUAUUAAAUCACAAGAUUUUCUUGACACCAAUAUGUUUUAAUCGAUUCUUUCAUCUGAUGGAGUAGAAAUGUUUCAAGUAUACACACCAGUUUUUUCUGAGAUUGCUAAUUUAAUCUGAAUAUAUUAUACUUUGAAGGGUCAUUUUGGAUUUCAAGAAUGGCUAGCUCUGCUUUUCACCAAGCUGUAUGUUCCAAGUUGAUUAAAGGAGGUGGUGGUGCUUGUAAUUGUAGCAAGGGUUUUCAAGAUUUUCCCCCUAGAUCACUUGGAGUCAGACUUCAAAACAUUAACCUAAUGUGCAUAAAACAAACUAACGUUUCUAAUGUGUAUAAAUUAUGUUCUAUUCACACGUCAAAUCAAUUGAGGGCUCUUCCAAUUGUCUUCUCCUUGCACAAGAAUGCUUGCAACUCUCAAACAACAGAGAAUGAGUCUACUUUGAUUUUGAUUAGACAUGGAGAAUCAAUGUGGAAUGAGAAGAACUUGUUCACUGGUUGUGUGGAUGUACCAUUAACGUCAAAAGGAGUAGAAGAAGCGAUUGAAGCUGGGAAGAGAAUUAGUAACUUGCCUUUGGACAUCAUCUACAUGUCGGCACUGAUUCGUUCUCAAAUGACUGCUAUGCUUGCACUAACAGAGCACCGCUGCCUGAAGGUGCCUAUAAUUAUUCAUAAGGAGACUGAACAAGCAAGGAUAUGGAGUCAAAUUUAUAGUGACGGCACCAAGAAGGAAUCUAUUCCUGUUGUUAAGGCAUGGCAACUUAAUGAGCGAAUGUAUGGAGAGCUACAGGGUUUUAAUAAGCAGGAAACAGCUGAAAGAUAUGGGAAGGAGCAGGUUCAUAAAUGGCGUAGAAGUUACAAUGUUCAGCCUCCAAAUGGAGAGAGCUUGGAGAUGUGCUUGGGCAGAGCAGUUUCUUUCUUCAAAGAUAACAUUGAGCCCCAGCUUUUGAGGGGAAGACAUGUGAUGGUUGUAGCUCAUGCAAAUUCACUGAGGUCUAUUAUAAUGUAUCUUGAUAAACUGACUCCUCAGGAGGUUAUCAAUUUAGAACUCUCAACUGGUGUGCCAAUGCUCUACAUAUACAAGGACCAAAACUUCAUCAGGAGAGGAAGUCCCGUUGGAUCUUCAGAGGCUGGUGUUUAUGCAUAUACAGAGAGCUUGGCACUAUAUAGACAAAAAUUAGAGGCAACACCCAAUGAAGAUCCUCAUGCAUAGAUGGCUAGACUUCACUACCCACCUUUGAUACAUUGAAGUAAUUCAAAUAAUAUUGCUUUUGUAAGCGAAGAGAGCGCGCAAUGACUGCGCUACUGCAUUCAAACACUAUUGCAGCUAGCAGAUAAGUUCAUUUUUCUUUUUAUUUUUUUUUUAGUUCAAUAUUUGAUUGUAUCCUAUCAAAUUAUUGUGUAGUAGGAAGUUAUUUCAUCUCAAGUUAAAUGUUUGAUGAUUUCCCUUUUUUUAUUCAUUGACAUUUUAGUGACCAGUCAUUCUAUGGACCUCAUAAGAAAGUACAGUCAAAGUUAGCUCC
Molecule: messenger RNA, 1820 nt
Organism: Olea europaea var. sylvestris
Lineage: Eukaryota; Viridiplantae; Streptophyta; Magnoliopsida; Lamiales; Oleaceae
Product: 2,3-bisphosphoglycerate-dependent phosphoglycerate mutase-like
Exons: 7
Coding region: 464-1510 (348 amino acids)
Biological process (GO): glycolytic process
Molecular function (GO): intramolecular phosphotransferase activity
Source: RefSeq, a predicted model, not a curated record